Molecule: messenger RNA, 1224 nt
Organism: Apaloderma vittatum (bar-tailed trogon)
Lineage: Eukaryota; Metazoa; Chordata; Aves; Trogoniformes; Trogonidae
Product: striatin-interacting protein 1-like
Biological process (GO): cytoskeleton organization
Cellular component (GO): cytosol
Source: RefSeq, a predicted model, not a curated record
GGUUAUUCGGAGUCCCCAGACCUGGAGUUUGAAUAUGCAGAUACCGACAAAUGGGCGGCAGAGCUCUCUGAGCUCUACAGCUACACGGAAGGGCCGGAAUUCCUGCUCAACCGCAAAUGCUUCGAGGAGGACUUCAGGAUCCACGUGCGCGACAAGAAAUGGACAGAGCUGGACAAGAACCAGCACCGCACCCACGCCAUGCGGCUCCUCGACGGGCUGGAGGUCACCGCGCGGGAGAAGAGGCUGAGGGUUGCCAGAGCCAUCCUUUAUGUCGCCCAAGGCACGUUUGGGGAGUGCGGCUCCGAGGCCGAGGUGCAGGCUUGGAUGAGGUACAACAUCUUCCUCUUGCUGGAAGUGGGGACCUUCAACGCUUUGGUGGAGCUGCUGAACAUGGAGAUCGACAACAGCGCAGCUUGCAGCAGCGCCGUGAGGAAGCCGGCCAUCUCCCUGGCUGACAGCACAGACCUGAGGGUGCUGCUCAACAUCAUGUACCUGAUCGUGGAGACCGUUCGGCAAGAGGCCGAGGGGGACAAGCCCGAGUGGAAGAGCAUGAGACAGACUUUCCGAGCGGAGCUGGGAGCCCCUCUGUACAACAACGAGCCUUUCUCCGUCAUGCUCUUUGGGAUGGUGACCAAAUUCUGCAGCGGCCACGCUCCGCACUUCCCCAUGAAGAAGGUGCUGCUCUUGCUCUGGAAGACGGUGCUGUGCACCCUCGGGGGCUUCGAGGAGCUGCAGAGCAUGAAGGCAGAGAAAAGGGAGAUCCUGGGCCUCCCGCCGCUCCCCGAGGACAGCAUCAAAGUGAUCCGCAACAUGCGAGCGGCCUCGCCGCCCGCCUCCGCCUCCGACCUCAUCGAGCAGCAGCAGAAGCGAGGCCGGCGGGAGCACAAGGCCCUGAUAAAGCAGGAUAACCUCGAUGCCUUUAAUGAGCGGGACCCUUACAAAGCCGAUGACUCCCGGGAGGAAGAGGAGGAAAACGACGACGACAACAGCCUGGAGGGAGAGACCUUCCCCCUCGAACGGGAUGAAGUGAUGCCUCCACCCACCACGCAACCCCCCAGUGACCACCUCCCCAAGGGGCUGCCCUGGGCCCCCAAGGUCCGAGAAAAGGACAUUGAGAUGUUCCUGGAGUCCAGCCGAUUCAUCGUCUACACGCUGGGCAGUGACACCAACACGGUGGUGGGCUUGCCCAGGCCCAUCCACGAGAGCAUCCGAACCCUGAAGCUG